AUGGCGCUUCCGACACCUGCUCAGUUUCUUGUCCCCUUGCCUGGGGAAGUAGCUCUUCUCAGCUCAAGGAAAGGGCGCUGUCUGCGAUGUCUGCUCUGUGCAUCUACUUCGCGCUCGUCAGUCUUGGGCCCAAACAGCUACCGCGAGAAGCGCGCGUGCUUCUUGGAUGAUACAGAGCAUGCGCUUCCAAUGGGCGCGCCAAUCUCAGUGAAGUUGGCUGAGGAAGCGCGAGGAAGACACGCGGACGCGCUUGGCGAAGGGGUUGCCGAUAGCCUGGAAAAGGAGUUUGCUCAACAAAAGGAGAAGCGGAUACUCGUUCGGCGGCAGGGUCUCGACCUGUUUGAGAAGGUCAAACAGCGGGUUGAGGAUCGGAAGGCUUACCAGUACCGUGCACUCGUUCUGAAGGGCCCCAAGGGCAGCGGCAAGUCGUCCUUGCUCGCACUGCUGGUGCACCAGUGCCGCGCCGCCGGCUGGUUAGCGCUCUACGUUCCUUCCGGAACGUCGUGGAUUUCGGGGUGGUUCUACGGCAAGGACGAGAAGUCGGUCUUCUUUGACACGCCGGUGCAGGCGGAAAAGGCGCUCCAGGCCCUGUUGGCUGCGCAUGGCAAACUCCUGGAGUCGCUUCCGAUCCGGGUCCCGCUGAGCGCAAUCGGCUUGGUGUUUGGCGGGACCUCAACCGUAGACCUGGACACGGAAGAGCUGGCCACGGGCACACCUGAGGAGGGCAGUCUCAAGAGCCUCGUCGAGAAGGGGCUGGAGAACCAGGGGGAGCGCGCGGGCGAGAUGCUCGUGCGGUUGCGGAUCGAGCUGACAAGUGUCACCGAGGUGCCGGUUCUCAUUGCGAUUGAUGAGACAGCGGCGGCAAGGACGUAUCUGAGCGUGGAUUUCCAGCCACCAAUGUUUUGCGCUCUCUGA
Molecule: messenger RNA, 915 nt
Organism: Klebsormidium nitens
Lineage: Eukaryota; Viridiplantae; Streptophyta; Klebsormidiophyceae; Klebsormidiales; Klebsormidiaceae
Source: the annotation of a GenBank genome assembly